Molecule: messenger RNA, 682 nt
Organism: Mus caroli (Ryukyu mouse)
Lineage: Eukaryota; Metazoa; Chordata; Mammalia; Rodentia; Muridae
Source: RefSeq, a predicted model, not a curated record
UCAGUUCAUCAUGGGACUGUUUGGAAAAACCCAGGAGAAGCCUCCCAAAGAGCUGGUUAAUGAAUGGUCACUGAAGAUCAGAAAGGAAAUGAGAGUUGUUGACAGGCAAAUAAGAGACAUCCAAAGAGAAGAAGAGAAAGUAAAACGGUCUGUGAAAGAUGCAGCCAAGAAGGGCCAAAAGGAAGUCUGUGUGGUUCUGGCCAAGGAGAUGAUCAGGUCAAGAAAAGCUGUGAGCAAGCUCUAUGCAUCCAAAGCACACAUGAACUCUGUGCUCAUGGGCAUGAAGAACCAACUCGCGGUCCUGAGAGUAGCUGGUUCUCUGCAGAAGAGCACAGAAGUGAUGAAGGCAAUGCAGAGUCUUGUGAAGAUCCUAGAAAUCCAGGCCACCAUGUGGGAGCUGUCCAAAGAGAUGAUGAAAGCUGGAAUCAUAAAGAUGUUAGAGGAUACAUUUGAAAGCAUGGACAAUCAAGAAGAAAUGGAAGAAGCAGCAGAAAUGGAGACUGACAGAAUCCUCUUUGAAAUCACAGCAGGAACCUUGGGCAAAGCACCCAGGAAAGUAACCGAUGCCCUUCCUGAGCCUGAGCCUGCAGGAGCGAUGGCUGCCCCCGAAGAGGGAGAAGAGGAAGAAGAUGAAGAGGAUCUGGAGGCUAUGCAGUCAUGGCUGGCCACACUCAGAAGCUAG